Styela clava is the source of this 963-nucleotide messenger RNA. RefSeq lists its product as uncharacterized. Gene Ontology annotation, cellular component: nucleus; cytoplasm. Gene Ontology annotation, molecular function: protein-folding chaperone binding; protein folding chaperone. NCBI's taxonomy places the organism in Eukaryota, Metazoa, Chordata, Ascidiacea, Stolidobranchia, Styelidae. The record is from RefSeq and is a predicted model, not a curated record.
ACCUCGUACGUGAUAACUUUUUUAGUUAACCUUUUCAGCCUACCUCGUUAUCUAACUAGUUGUUAAAUCAAUUGGUUACGAAACUUGUUGCUGUAGGCAAAUUCAUUGAAAAGACUUCCUCUUCCUGCAAUCAUGGUAUACAACAAAAAUUAUUACCGCACACUGGGCGUCUCUGAAAAUGCAUCAAUGGAUGAAAUCAAAAAAGCGUACAAAAAUUUAGCAAAGAAAUGGCAUCCUGAUAAAAAUCCAAAUGAGAAAGAUCUUUCAGAAAAGAAAUUCAAAGAAAUAUCGGAGGCUUAUCAUGUUUUAUGUGACGGAACAAAACGGUAUGAUUAUGAUGAAGAAGCAAGACAAAAGAAAGAAUAUGAUGAAACAAUGAAUCAAAGAAGACAUGAUGAAAAAAUAAGAAGAAUGGAAAAAGAGCAAGAAGACUAUAUUCGAAAACAGAGUGAAAGAAGAGCAAGAGCACAUUACAAAUAUCCAUCAACCAGAGAUAACUUCAGUUUCUUCUCAGACUUUACAACAGAAAGCCAUGAGGGAUUAUUCAAAGACUUUUUUGAAGAUCGUGAGGAAUGGAGGAGAAGAGUUCCAAAUCUAUUUCAAGGUGAAACAAUGUUCGGUAAUAUCAUAAAAGAUAUGGAUGAAUUAAUGAAGAAUGCUUUUGGAAUGACAAGAAACAUGCAUGAAGCAAACGCGGGAUUGAGCAGUCAAUUGAGAGACAUGCAAAAUGAUCUUACUAUGCUGAGAAAACGCCAGGCAAGGUUAUCUAGAAAGGUAGAAGAUUUCAAGCAGAACAUGAGAACUUUUGCCUGAUCUACUGAAUGGCCAGAUUACAAAAAAUCAGAACAAUGGAAAAACUAUGGCCAACAACGAUAUCAACAACACUAUGAAACACAGAGAAGCGUAAAUGAUAUUUUUGAUGCAUUUUUCUCAAAGAAACCCAGCGAUGUUUAUGGAUUUUCA